Molecule: messenger RNA, 210 nt
Organism: Neurospora tetrasperma FGSC 2508
Lineage: Eukaryota; Fungi; Ascomycota; Sordariomycetes; Sordariales; Sordariaceae
Exons: 4
Coding region: 1-210 (69 amino acids)
Source: RefSeq, a predicted model, not a curated record
AUGCGUCAAGAGUACUGUAACCAUUCGAGUCUCGACAGCGGUAGAGACGGUCGGGUGUAUCAGGGUCAGACCGAGCUGGAGGACAGAGACGUCAUUCGGGCUGGGAUAGCUGGUUUACACUACACUUGUAUGUAUCAAGGCUUCUCGUCCACCGCCUACCCACCGAUUGCCCCGGGGGAUCUCCGGCCGGAUGCUCGGGCCCGCGGAUGA